AUUGGAUCGUCUGGCUGGACAGCGGGCAUCGGGUCACCAGGCAUCAGACAUUGGAUCGUCUGGCUGGACAGCGGGCAUCGAGUCACCAGGCAUCAGAGAGGCAUCAGGCUGAAGAGAGGCAUCAGGCUGGGUACAGACCUCAGGCUGAAGUGCGGGUGCCGAGGCACCAGGCUGAACCAUGGAAGGCAGGUUCUCAGACGGCAAGCUCACCGGUUUGGAUACUGGCAGGAUGGUAUUGGUUGGAAAGAAUUUUCGCUUUUUUCUGGUUUUAACUACUGGAGCACUGUAAGUAAGUGCAGGUCUGCAAACGAAUGGAGCAGCUGGAGACAGAGAAGAGCUGGAGGAUGGAACAGAGGAGGGAACAGUUGCUACAGAGGGCUUUUUUACAGGGUUAAGGGCAGGAUAGGUGCAGCGAGUGGGAACAGAGUACUGACAUGCGGUAGAUAGCAGGGCA
Staurois parvus is the source of this 454-nucleotide messenger RNA. NCBI's taxonomy places the organism in Eukaryota, Metazoa, Chordata, Amphibia, Anura, Ranidae. The record is from the annotation of a GenBank genome assembly.